Eurytemora carolleeae is the source of this 588-nucleotide messenger RNA. RefSeq names its product alpha-crystallin B chain. Gene Ontology annotation, molecular function: protein folding chaperone. Bases 21 to 497 code for a protein of 158 amino acids. Lineage: Eukaryota; Metazoa; Arthropoda; Copepoda; Calanoida; Temoridae. The transcript is spliced from 7 exons. The record is from RefSeq and is a predicted model, not a curated record. Gene Ontology annotation, biological process: response to heat; protein refolding.
AGGAUGCAGUUGAGGCUGACAUGGAAAGGUUCGAGGCCGCUGUUGCAGCCAUGGAGAAGGAAAUGGAGGACAGGAUGGGUCCUCAGCGGCCCCGCCUUCCCGAGUGGGCGGUUCCAGAUAAUCAGAAGCAUAACUGGCCAGCUCUUAGUGAGGAUACUCAACCAUUGAAAGGUUUUACAUCUCAAACCAUCAAGGAUACUGGAGAUUCAUGGACGCUUGAGGUAGAUAUCGGGGAGUAUGAUUCACAGGGGGUCAAACUUAGUGUGUGUGGAGAUACAAUAAUAAUCCGUGCUGCCCGGUCAAACCUAGAGGUCAAACCCAACAAUCAAUCCAGUUUUAGUACAAGUAUAGAGAGAAGGUUUAGCCUCCCACCGGGCUGUAACCCAGACAACCUGACUAGCAAGAUUACAACAGACAAUAUACUUAUUGUAAAUUGUCCAAGGAAGAUGAUGUUGACCGGCCCCUCAUCGCGUGCUAUAAAAACGAGCUACUACUAGACUGGAGUCUAGUAUUCUCUUUUAUAUUUUAUGUAUAUAUAGAUAUAUUUGUAAUUAUUUUAAUAUUAAGAAAUAUAUAUAUUUGUGAAAA